Molecule: messenger RNA, 2666 nt
Organism: Patella vulgata (common limpet)
Lineage: Eukaryota; Metazoa; Mollusca; Gastropoda; Patellidae
Product: transcription factor LBX1
Exons: 2
Coding region: 686-1642 (318 amino acids)
Biological process (GO): regulation of DNA-templated transcription
Molecular function (GO): DNA-binding transcription factor activity, RNA polymerase II-specific; DNA binding
Source: RefSeq, a predicted model, not a curated record
UGAACAAGCUCUUCAAGCAUGGCGGUUUAACAUCAUACAGAAAUACGACAGUUUAAAAGAGUGUUUAACUAUAAUUAGUUAGCAGGAGUCGAGGAGAAUCUGUUUGAGUGAAUUUAAGCGACGGCAUCUUGUCAAGACAGCGAACUUGGUGUGUUUACUCGUUUACCUUUCCAAGAGGACGCAACCAAGAGUGCACAUGUAUAUCUGAUUCGUCUAAAAUAUCGCCAAGGACUUUUUCAUUCCACUUCGCGGACUGCUAAACACUGUUUUGACCGCUUCGACAUUGUGUGUUUUGCGUUACGGAUUAUCCCAGGUAUUAUUAGCAUAAUAUUAAUAAGUGUACGAAGUGUCUCAUGCUUUGUGGAUGUGUUACGGUAGCCAACAAACAAUAAACAUUAUUCGUCUGCUAAAACCGUGGAUGUUAUAGCAUCCAUAGACAAUUUGUGAUCAGUUAUUUAUGUGCAUUUUCCUGUUUCUGAAAUUAUAACCCGAUUUCUUUUCCGCAGACUUAAUAACCUCAAUCAAAAGACAUAAACUUAGUGCAUCUGAUCUCUGACAAUUUUGGGACAUUUUUACACUUCUAAAGCGGAAGUUAGCCGUGUGUAAAAGAACGGUUAACCGGUUAAUGAAUUAAAAAAAGGAUUAUCCGAGUAAGAUGUCCGAUUUGAGUUGUAUGUGACAGGAUAUGUCCGUGUCGAGUUGUAUAUCUGAUAGUGACGAUAGUUCCUGUAACCGAGAGGCCUACGAUUCCAUCCACAAACUCGCCAUGAUCCAACUACAGCCUCCCCGAAAUCCCAACAAACCUUUCACUUCCUUCAGUAUUAGAGACAUUCUAGCUUCACCCUCUCCCAAAGAGGUAAUUCACACACCCUCCCCGAGGGAAAGGCUCUCUCCUAGAGACAGAUUAUCGGGUAACUCACCUCGUCAAAUUCACUCCAGGCCCUACAGUCGGGGGCGGUUAAGCGUGUCUCUAAGUAAUUCCAGGAUCGUUCGACCAUGGGAUAACAUCGCAGAAUCAGAAAGUUCGUCGGACGAGGAGAUAAAUGUUGAUGACGACGAUGAUGAUGAAGAAGCCCCUAGUCCCUGUUUAAAAUCCGUGUCCCCACUUGAUGCCCUAAUGGCCAUGACAAAUAAAACAUUUCAAGGUUUAGACCAUUCUGAUAAUUCAGAAGCUAAAAGAAGAGAACAGUCGGCUUUGUUUGGGAAAAAUCAACCCCCGAAAAAACGACGAAAAUCACGAACGGCGUUUACAAAUCAACAAAUUUAUGAACUGGAAAAAAGAUUUUUAUAUCAAAAAUACCUUACACCUGCGGAUCGGGAUGAAAUUGCGCAGAACCUUGGACUAACAAAUGCGCAAGUGAUCACGUGGUUCCAGAACAGGCGCGCAAAAUUGAAACGAGAUUUGGAAGAGUUGAAGAAUGACGUCACAGCUACUAAAUCUAUAGACCCGUCACUUCCGUUAGAUGUUGAUAUUUCUAAAGUUACUGAUACCCUGAUAAUCGCGUCGCGUAGUCCUAGUCAUAGUAGUCGCUCGCCUACAUCCAGUAACCCAUGUUCUGAAAAAAGUCCCUCGAAGGUACACCACGAAGCCUCUGAAGAUGAUGAGGAAGACAUUGAUAUGAGUGACGAGCAAACAACGUGAAUCACGUGUUAAUCAUGUGACAUUGUGCAUAGUGUAUUUAUAGUAACAAUUAGUGAUGACGUUGAAUUUUAAAGUGUCGACCUUUUAAAGUGCCGACCACUAACUAGCAUCUAACUUGGCUAAUUUCGAUGUGGGUUAAGAAUGUUUAAGAAUAUUCAUCAGAUGAAUACUAUGACGUCAGGAUCAAAAAUUGUGUUAUCAUUAUUGACAUUAUGACUCAAGGUCAAAUUGAAAACUGUGAGCCAAGGUUUGUGUUUUUAAAAUGACCAAUGAUAAGGGCAUUGAUGACUAUUUAUUCAUUUUAGUUUCUAGAAAUGUACUAAAGAAAUUGAUGUCAAAUACGGAAACCGUGUGUGUAUCCUGGAAAUAUAAACAAACCAUAAAAGCCCGACCAAAUAAUGACAAUUCUUAUAUUAGGAAUUGUGUCGAGGUUUAUCGCAGUGAAACGUAAAUCAAUGGAAUGGAGCGAAGAGUCUCCAAAAAUAAGACUUGGUGUAUUUUAUGAACUGUGUAUAGACAUUGCACUUGUCAAUCGACGUGAAGUAAUUAAACAAGUCUCAUUUUUUAAAUUAAAAAUAUUUUCAAUGAUCAACUCAAUUAUUUGCAGUUGGUUCAAAUAAUCGAAUAUGUUAGCAAGAUAGCCGAUUUGUUUCCCUGAAAGUUUGGCACGUGUGUAGACUUAGGUUACCGUUGAGAUAGCCGAAAGUUCCGAACUGACACAAUUUCAAUCAAAUGACACAGGUCUGUCAGUCCCAGUAGAAGUGUUUUGAGCAGAGUCGUAACGCAGUGAAACAUGUUGAACGUGUUUCAGCUUCGCUGAUUGGUUGAGAUAUUCGGUUGUUCAGUUAGCGCAUGCUUGUUGUCUCGAAUGUCAUAUUGGAGAAAUUGAUCCAAUCGAAUUCCUGGAACGUUGAAUCGAGUACCACCACAAGUAUGCCUACAUGUAAAUCCCAAAACUGUAGCCGUUGAUACUUAUGUUUAGUGUAUUAUGGGUAAACUAGUAUUUAUGAAAUAAUAGUAUAAA